AUGGCUUCUCCUCGCACCCGCCGAACGCAGAUCAUUCUGCUCGUCGCGGGCGUUGUACUAUGCUAUAUUCUGUUCUUCUCGUCAGAGGCGGAUAAAGGCACUGAUUUUCGUGGCAAGACUGAAGCAGCCCUUCACCGCAAACAUAGUGUCCUAGCUGGUGACAUUAGUGACGAAGAUCUGUUGGCGCAGACGAAUGAUAAGCUGCAGCAAAUACUUGACGAUCGCAAAGAUGGAACAGAGCUGCCCUCGGGAACCACAGGCAACGUGAACGACGAGAUACCGGUCGCUGGACGCAAGAGUAUGCCCAACCCGAGACAGUCGCCCUUCCAGCAAGCGCCCAAGGAGAAGCCGAAAUAUCCAGUUGCCGAGACCGAGGACUUGGACGAGAUCAAGACCGAAGCUGCAUCCGAUCCAGGCGAGGAGAUGGCACGUGAAGAGCUUCAGCAAAUUCUCAAGAGGUCGCCCAUUAUAAUCUUCAGCAAAACAUACUGUCCACAUUCAAAACGCGCCAAACAGCUGCUACUCCACAUGUACGAUAUCAAGCCGGCUCCGUACGUGGUUGAGCUCGAUGAGAUGACUCAGCCGAUACCCAAGCAUAAGACACCGCAUGGCGAUGAGGAUGAGGAUGCAGAUGUCGACAGCAUGGGCGAUGUGACACUCGGCCGGAAAAUGCAAGAUCUGCUGGCCUCUUUGACUGGUCGACGGACCGUGCCGAACAUCUUGAUCAAUACUCGAAGCAUUGGUGGCGCGAGUGAAAUCGUCGGCAUGCAUCAAGAAGGUGUUCUUCUCGCAAAAAUAAAGGAAAUGGGCGGCAAACGCAUUGUCAGCGCGAAACAGCUGGAAACGGACGAUUGA
Cyphellophora europaea CBS 101466 is the source of this 855-nucleotide messenger RNA. RefSeq lists its product as uncharacterized. Gene Ontology annotation, molecular function: glutathione disulfide oxidoreductase activity. The transcript has a single exon. Gene Ontology annotation, cellular component: cis-Golgi network; cytoplasm; Golgi lumen. Gene Ontology annotation, biological process: cellular response to oxidative stress. Bases 1 to 855 code for a protein of 284 amino acids. Lineage: Eukaryota; Fungi; Ascomycota; Eurotiomycetes; Chaetothyriales; Cyphellophoraceae. The record is from RefSeq and is a predicted model, not a curated record.